This is a messenger RNA of Camelina sativa (false flax), 1196 nucleotides long. Lineage: Eukaryota; Viridiplantae; Streptophyta; Magnoliopsida; Brassicales; Brassicaceae. The record is from RefSeq and is a predicted model, not a curated record.
UUUCAACACCAAAGGUUGGACCGCAAAGGUUUAACCCGAUCGAUCACUCCUUCAAAAUUCAACUUCAUUCAUUCCCUCUCUGAGAUUUCAAUUUCAACCAUGGACAAAACACAACUGAUCUUUCUAGGACUACCGCUUCUUCACCGAUCUCCUCAAUCUAUUCACUCCUCCACCGCCGAAAUCUCAGCACCAUCCAUCUCUCAACCGCAACGUCAGGCUGUGAUCGCCCCAGCAACCCUAGAUUUCCUCUCACAGAAGUCGAGUGGUGUUGGAUUUGGAAACACCGUAGAACUUCUGCGCUCCUGCUCUUACAAGCGAACUGCAGUAUCCGUGAAGAAGAUGCCACAAACAGCUUUCCUGGAUUACCCUGCACCAGCGGCGAAGCGGCUUUUAGCUAAGGGUGUGCCAGUUGCUCAGAUGGGAGUUAUUGGUCUUAUAAUGGGAGGUGAACAUAUAUUUCCUAUGAUUGGAAUUGAACAGUCUCCUGCUUGGUACCACUCUUUGAGAGCGAAUAGAUUCGGGGCCAUGGCCUCCACUUGGCUUCUUGGUAACUUCUUACAGUCUUCCCUGCAAAGUUCAGGCGCCUUUGAAGUUAGUUGCAAUGGGGAAUUGGUCAGUUCUGUUAGAAUAUAUCCCACAUCGGAAGAAACAUAAUUCCUUGGGCAAUAUAUAUAGUAUGAGGCAAUCCUCCUCUUUUGAGCUAGCUUUUGGGAGUGAGUUAGGCCCAUUACUAAUAUGGUAUCAGAGCCAAGACCUAUUCUUCUCGAUUGUGUGGACUACCACCCGUGGAUGUCUAGUCCCACAAACUUCACGCUACAGAUAUCCAAUCCUGAGCGUGAGGGGGUGUGUUAGAAUAUAUCCCACAUCGGAAGAAACAUAAUUCUUUGGACAAUAUAUAUAGUAUGAGGCAAUCCUCCUCUCUUGAACUAGCUUUUGGGAGUGAGUUAGACAGAGGCUUCUGCUGCUACUGUGCCAUUAGUAAAAGCUAACCCAAUCCAAUGUUUGGUCUUUUGCACAGGUGUUCUCUAAAUUGAAAGAAGGUAGAUUUCUGGGGGAGAUCGAGUUGAGAGAUCAGAACCCUAACUAAACCAUUCAUCACUGGAAGCUACUAAGUAGUCUUCCACUAGAAGGUUCUGAAACCCUUGCAUCAAGCUCCACAACAUAGCACCAAUAGUGUUUAUAUUUUGACAGCUGAA